AAGCUGUUAGAGUAGCACCGAGGGACGAGUAGGGAUUUACCAAUACCAGUUGCUCCAAUUGCUGGAGCACAGGACUAGAAAUAAUAAUCCUGAGGUGGUGGUGUAGCUCUUGCAGUGAGUUUGCUGCCUGAAGUCAGACGAGUGACCUUGUUCUGCAUCCAUCUGCUCAUCAGUGGAUCCUCUUGACCUCUGGAGAAGGGUUUCCACUGUAUUCUCAUCAGACACUGCGAUGGGCCCUUCCCAGCUCAGCCUCGAGAUGCUGGUAUAGCAGCAGGCAGCUGCAAUCCAGAGGACCUGCGGUGGGACAUUAUUUCCUGCUGGGACACCCUUCACCCCCUCUCUCUCAGCAGAAGCCAUGGAUGCCCACGUGGACCUCCUGACAGAGCUGCAGCUGCUGGAUAAGGUGCCCACGCUGGAGAGGCUGCGGGCAGCCCAGAAGCGGAGGGCUCAGCAGCUGAAGAAAUGGGCGCAGUAUGAGAAGGAGAUGCAGCACAAGAAGCGGAAGCAUGAAAAGAAGAGAAAUGCUGUUAACCGAAAGAAAGUGUCUUUUGAAGCCAGUGUUGCUCUGCUGGAGGCUUCUCUGAGGAACGACUUGGAGGAAGUGUGCUACUUGCUGAAGAGCAACAUCAGCCCAGACCUGUGCAAUGAAGAUGGAUUAACUGCACUGCAUCAGUGCUGCAUAGACAACUACGAAGAGAUAGUAAAGAUUCUCCUUAACCACGGGGCCAACGUCAACGCGAAGGACAACGAGCUGUGGACUCCAUUGCAUGCAGCAGCUACGUGUGGUCAUAUCAACCUGGUGAAGAUCCUCAUCCAGCAUGGAGCAGACUUGUUGGCAGUAAACGCAGAUGGCAACAUGCCGUAUGACCUCUGCGAAGAUGAGCCAACUCUGGAUGUCAUUGAGACUUGCAUGGCCUAUCAAGGAAUUACGCAGGAAAGGAUCAAUGAGAUGCGGGCUGCUCCAGAGCAGGUCAUGAUCUGUGACAUUCAUGACAUACUUGCAACUGGACAAGACCUGAACAGGACUGAUGCCCAAGGUGCUACGCUGCUGCAUAUAGCUGCAGCCAAUGGUUAUCUGCAUGCAGCUGAAGUCCUCCUUGACCAGGGGGCAAGCCUGGAUGUUAAGGACUGGGAUGGCUGGGAACCUCUUCAUGCUGCUGCUUUCUGGGGACAGAUGCAGAUGGCUGAGUUGCUUGUGUCCCAUGGGGCUAGUUUGAGUGCCAGGACAUCUUUGGAUGAGAUGCCAAUAGAUCUGUGUGAAGAGGAGGAAUUCAAAGUAUUACUUCUGGAGUUGAAACACAAACACGACGUGAUUAUGAAGUCUCAGAUGAGGCAUAAAUCCUCCCUGAGUCGAAGGACCUCCAGCACUGGCAGCAGGGGGAAGGUGGUGAGGAGGGCCAGCCUUUCGGACCGAACAAACCUCUACAGGAAGGAGUGCGAGAAAGAAGCCAUUGUCUGGCAGCAACUGGGGGCGGCAGAAGAAGGAAGAAACUCGGGUCUCAUUGGAGAAAUUGGGGAGACUCGGUCUGACCAGGAGAAUACAGACCCUAAUUCAGUGCUGGAGAACUCUUCCCUCCUUCCGGAGUUAGCAAACAAAAGCACCCAGUGUGACUCUGAAAUCCCCCUCCAGAAUGGACUCAUGGCAUCUGCCAGCACUUACCAGUACACGUUUUCCAACGGGGACAUUUGGAGUAUGCACGCUGACCCUGACAGUAACCCAGGCCACAUGCUGCCCUAUAGCAACCCCGGGCUCCCCGACACGCAGCAGUUCUGGGGUGCCUACAAAGAGCAUAACCAUCAAACGCUCUCCGAACUUAAGCGGCAGCGGGCUGCAGCCAAACUCCUCAAUCACCCUUUCCUCAGCACCCACUUCAGCAGUGGCAUGGGAGGGGUUGCCGAGAACGGGGGUGAGGCCAAGUCGCACCUAAUCGGAUCCAGGACUUCUCCCUACAGCUCCAAUGGGACCUCAGUGUAUUACACAGUGUCCAGUGGUGAUCCACCCCUCUUGAAAUUCAAAGCUCCCAUGGAGGAAAUGGAAGAGAAGGUGCACGGGUGCUGCAGAAUUUCCUAGUCUCAUCUGUUUCUCACCCCAGCGGAAACAAGACGUGGGUGGGCUGGUUGGAUCUAUCGCAGCGGCCGGGUUGUUUGAGUUCCAAAGGGAGAAUCUGGUCAUGGACAUCCUGACUGUGGCGGCCUCGUUCAUCUUGAAUUGUACUUUGCCCUGCCAAUUACUUCCGUUGCAGUUGAAUGAGUAAUGCAGGUGGAGCAAGGCUCUUAGGAGAGGAAGGGAUGUGCAUCAGUAUGAUGUAAAAAGAGUCACCCUAGUCUUACUCCCUGGGAAAGAAGGUUUGGGUGCGCUGCCUCCCCAUCCUUGGGAAGUCAUGAGAUGCCUUGGAACAAAGAAAGGAUCUGAAUUGAAAUCUUUGCAUCUGAGCCUCUUGCUGUAAGUCACCGAGCUUCUGGAAGGUGACAGUUCAGACCUGAAUUUUCACUCUUGGGUGAUGCACGUAUCCUGGAGGGGAGAUCAACCCCCACACGGGGUUUGCAAGAGCGGACACAGCUGUUUUCCCUACAGCUGGAUACAGCACUUACAGGGCCCGAGCAACAAGCAAGCGUAGAUGCUGCGCUUGCUUUAGGAAGUUUGCAAGGUGUUAUCUCCUUGCAGCGACAGCUCGCCAUCAAAAACUCCGCACUGGCUGGGUCCUGUUCUGCUCAUGUAAACUUGUUGCUGCAGACUGCCAUCAGGUUUUAAGCAGAACUUUUCCUGGAACAGGCUUCACUCAAUAGGCUUUAAAACUGAUGUUGCAAUAAGGGGCCCUGGCAAUAGAAUUUUACUGCAAUAAAAUACUGACAAAGGUCUAUAUUGGGAUAAGUAAUUUAAAGAAAAAACUUAUUUGUACUAUUUAGACUCUUAAUUUGUUAAAACUGAAAAGACUUUUGCUGAUCUCA
Messenger RNA from Grus americana (Whooping crane), 2949 nucleotides. It is a transcript of the gene PPP1R16B, whose product is annotated as protein phosphatase 1 regulatory subunit 16B. Gene Ontology annotation, cellular component: cytoplasm. Gene Ontology annotation, molecular function: protein phosphatase regulator activity; protein binding; enzyme inhibitor activity. Bases 356 to 2071 code for a protein of 571 amino acids. The transcript has 11 exons. NCBI's taxonomy places the organism in Eukaryota, Metazoa, Chordata, Aves, Gruiformes, Gruidae. The record is from RefSeq and is a predicted model, not a curated record. Gene Ontology annotation, biological process: establishment of endothelial barrier; regulation of sprouting angiogenesis.